Enterobius vermicularis (human pinworm) is the source of this 381-nucleotide messenger RNA. The record is from the annotation of a GenBank genome assembly. Lineage: Eukaryota; Metazoa; Nematoda; Chromadorea; Rhabditida; Oxyuridae.
AUGUCCGAAAUCGAAAAACACUGUGACGCUCAAUAUGAUGUUCAAAAAAGCAUCAAAAUAUGGGGAUUGCAAAAUGCCGAUGAAAUUAAAUAUGUGCGACAGCCAUGCAGAACUAUUCAGAAGGAAGAGGAAUGUAACAUUAUAACACUCGGCAUUGGCUUUGAUACAAAAGCUGAAGAAAACUUGAAACGAAAAGUGUCAAAAAUGUGUAAAUUUUUUGGUGCCGACCCAAUUGAGAGACGAAACAAAAAAUUAUAUCAAAAAAUAGGAAAAUAUUUUAAAAUGGCUGUAGCGGCAACUAGCGGGGACAAAACGGCUUCCGUUCUUGGAUGUAAGUCAAUCAAUUUCACAGUUCUACGUGUUACUUACCUGCUAGCGUAA